Molecule: messenger RNA, 3432 nt
Organism: Lasiosphaeria miniovina
Lineage: Eukaryota; Fungi; Ascomycota; Sordariomycetes; Sordariales; Lasiosphaeriaceae
Exons: 6
Source: RefSeq, a predicted model, not a curated record
AUCGGGACGUGGAGAGCAAGCGACAACACGGUAUGGCCUAGAGACCUGCUCCCGGAAAGAAUUCCGAACAUACGGGUUCUAUCCUUUCACUACAAUACCACCAUUCAGGGCACAACAAGCAGAGCCAAAAUUACCGACCACGCAGUUCAGUUGCUCGAUGCCUUAUUUCUGGACCGCAAGACAGACGUUGAAGUUGAAACUAGGCCCAUCAUCUUUGUCGGCCACAGCUUGGGCGGCAUGCUCAUCAAAAAGGUAUACGCAGGCUUGUGGGACGCAACCCGUGGAGUUAUGUUCUUCGCAACUCCACAUCACGGCAUGAGCAGUCUGUCGUGGAGAAACUUCGCAUCGGCCGUCCUGUGCUUAAAUGCACCGUCCCCAGAUGUUCCACCGACGAAAAAGAUGCUAAACGACCUCGCGCUCAACACCGACACUCUUCUGAGCCUGACUGAUGACUUCCGGCCCUUGCAGCAGGAACUUGCGUUUGCAAAUUAUUAUGAAGGCACCAAGAUGAAAGGGCCAGGCCGUGUCUUGGUAGACAAGAGUCACGGAUGGAUGGAUGCCCCAAAGAAACGGGAAAUGCUAAUGGAAGGCGAUCACAUUGGGAUAUGCAGGUUUAGGAAACACAGAAAUUAUAAGAGCGCCUUUGGUAUAGUAUCGGGACAUAUGAAAUUCUUGAUUGAGCAAUCGCCCAAAGCAAUUGACCAGAUCGACAGGGACGCGAGGAUGGCGCUACACUCACUAUGUCCCACCGGGUUCCAUGGGUAUUUCAUGGCCAAGAAGCCCACCGAGGGAACUUGUGAGUGGAUUAGCGAACGGCACGAGUUCCAAGAAUGGCUGGGAGACGAGAACGACAAGCAGAUGCUGUGGAUCCAAGGGCCACCAGCGUGCGGUAAAACCUACCUUGCGAGGCACAUAAUCACCGAGCUCGCCCCCGCGGCGAACAAGGAGGUUUCACAUUGCUUCCUGAGCGAUCUGGUCCCAGGACGCGGGAACAUUGCGUCGCUGCUGCGAGCUACACUACACCAUGCAUUGCGGCGCGAACCCACACUGACCACCGAAUUCCUCGUCCCGCCCUUUCUCGAGGCAACCAAAAGCAAGACAGCCCAAGUUGGUGAUAAUGAGAUUUGGACGCGAGAGAGACUCAUAUCCAUGUGGCCCGAGGCUGUGGCUAAGGUCUUGUCCUGCCGUCCAUUGACCCUUGUCGUUGAUGGAUUCGACCAGAUGGACACGGGCUGCCAGCAAGAUUUUCUUGACUGCCUUGCCAUCUGCAGGACCAAGACUGCCCCAGACGACAUAAAGCGGCUGCGGUUACUUCUACUCUCAUCGUACAAGGACGAAGAGGAGAAGCCAGCACUGGUAGGGCAAGCAGACUUUCAGGUCUACGAAAUCACCCCCGAGGACACCUUACCGGACAUGGUCAAAACCGUCAUGGAAAAACUGGGCACGAGCCAUGAAAAGCCGGAUGGUGAGAAUAAGUCGGAAGUCGAAGCAGUAAGAAAAGAAAUCUGCGAGGCCGUCCUACAACAUUCCGAAGGCUCGUACCUACAGGCCGCCAAGGCGACAGACGUGCUGACGAGGGAUCACAAGACCAACAAUGUGGACGUUGCCCGAAACCACCUCGAGCACGUAUCACGGGAUUAUGUGGCUUUCUACAGGCAGAUUCUAAAUGAGAUGCUCGGAAAAGGCGUGAGCCCAAUCCUCCUCAAGCACGUCCUGCGGUGGGCUGUUUUCCAGCUAGAAGAGCUGAGGGAGCCCGAGAUUUACAUUGCUGUGGCCGUAGGCAUGGCGAUAGACCAGAGCCCAGGACAACGUAUCACCGCCCGGAAGCUAGAAAAACUGCAACCAGAGGAGAUUAAAACUGCUGUACAUACCCACUGUCAACAAGUCGUUGAGCUUGGCGAGGGGAACCUCCAGGUCACUCACUGGGGUGUCAGGGAAUGCCUGACGACAAGACACGGCGAACUACUCGACCCGGGGCUGGCUUAUAUGGGAGAGCGGCCAUCUCACGCAGCCCUCGCCAGUAUUUGCAUUGCCUACCUGACGCUACCAUACUUUGGGCGUGCCGGCAGCCCGCCCGAAGGUGAAAGACAGGACCUGUGGAAAUCGAAAGUUCGCCGGCGGAUCAGGGACUACCCAUUCGUCCGGUAUGCCUCCCUUAAUUGGUUCAAACACCUCAAUGUUGCCGAAGGAUCCCCGCUACAGGAAAGUUAUCAGCAGGUACACGAGGAUCAAGAACUGCUGCAAGACAGCUCGACGGAAUAUGCGAAAUGCUGGACCGAGGUCUGGUGGUUCCUAACCAAGGGCGUCGGAGGAGACUUUCCAGAGCAAUGUCCUGUGGAUUUGGUCGUACAGGCCUGUUGCUGCCCACCUCGCACAGAAUCCAUCUCAUCGCGUGCGACUACACCAGACCCGUUAUCCCGCUUAGACUUGAAAAAGGAGGGGGAAAAGGCUCCUAUUGAGCAAGUCCGUUUGAAGCAGCUCGGGGCCGACGGGUCUGACGAGUCCGACAAAUCCACGUCCGCAGAGGAAGUCGAGCCUACAGAUAUUGAGUCUGUAGAUAUCAAGUCUGAGCAAGUCACCUCUGAAGCCGCAUCCAUGGAAGACGACGACGACUUUGCGGGCGCCGAAUUAACGGGAGAUAUAUCGGAAGAAGCCAAGUUUAGAAAAGCCGAUUCUGCGGAAACCGAGCCUGAAGGAACCAUAUCUACGGGAGACAAUUCUGAGGCCGUAUCAAUGGAAGACAAUGACAAGUUCGCGGGCGCCAAAUCUAUUAGAGGUAUAUCAGAAGAGGCCAAAUUUAUGAAAACCGGCUCUGCGGAAACCAUGUCUACCGGAUCUAUGGAAGAUGACGACGACGAGUCUACAGGGGUCGAACCUACCGAAGCUAAAUCCGCGGCCGCCGCAUCUCCCGGGGCCGGUUCUGAAAAAGAAGCCGAGCCUAUGCAAGACGAGUCUGUGGAAGUCAAUCGCGAGCAAGCGGAAGCCGAAAUGAGCGAGAACGCCCACAGGAAGAUGCUCACGACACCCGCCCAAACUCUAGCAGGGGGGGACGCCCUAAUUCAACCCUACCAGCGACUCGAGCCAAGGCCAAGCGAAAUCAUGUCCGCCGUGGUGGCUGAGCAAGCCCGAGGCCAGCACCUUGGGAGUCACCAAGUGGUUGAUGGAAGCAAUGCCGGAGACGACCUCAGUCAAGAAAGGAAAGAGGGUCGUGAGAUGAACAUAAAUGGUGGGACGGCAGGAGAAACCUCACCGGCCGCCGGGAAAGUGAAACCCCGGGGCCUCGCCCGUCUAGUUGCUCGAGUCAAGAAACUGGUUGGCGGCCGAGGUGAAAGAGAAAAAUAACAAUAGGGGUCAUAAUAGGGGUACACCCGAUAACUGUCGCCAACGGGGAUGGGUCGUGGUUUGCUGCCUGCCUAUCUACCCAACCGACUC